This is a messenger RNA of Pseudonaja textilis, 850 nucleotides long. RefSeq names its product HscB mitochondrial iron-sulfur cluster cochaperone (gene HSCB). Gene Ontology annotation, biological process: [2Fe-2S] cluster assembly; protein complex oligomerization. Gene Ontology annotation, cellular component: mitochondrion. NCBI's taxonomy places the organism in Eukaryota, Metazoa, Chordata, Lepidosauria, Squamata, Elapidae. Gene Ontology annotation, molecular function: protein-folding chaperone binding; ATPase activator activity. The record is from RefSeq and is a predicted model, not a curated record.
GCCUGAGCGGAUGUGGCGGCGGGCGUUGCGCGCGGGGCCUCCGAGGCGGGCCCGAUCCCAGGCGGCCGGGCGCUGCUGCUGGAGCUGCGGGGCCCCGCUGAGGGGGGCGGGGGCGGCGGGCCCCGGCUUUUGCCCCUCGUGCAGCGCCUUGCAGCCGCCGGAGCCCCGCGCGGACCUCUUCGGGGUGCUGGGCUGCCCGCGCGGCUUCUCCCUGGACUUGGCCCGGCUCCGGCAGCGGUUCCUGGCCCUGCAGCGCUCGCUGCACCCGGACCGCUUCAGCCGCCGAGCGCAGGCCGAGCGCGGCUUCUCGGAGCAGCACGCCGCCCUGGUCAACCUGGCUUACGGCACCCUCCGCAGCCCGCUCAGCCGCGGCCUCUACCUGCUGGAGCUGCGCGGAGUCGAGUUGGCGGCGGGCAGCGAUGCGGAGGCCGAGCCCGGCUUCCUCGCCGAGGUCCUGGAGCUGAACGAGCAGCUGGCGGCCGCGGACUCCGAAGCGAGCCUGGCUGGGCUGGAGCGCCUUCUGGCAGCAAAGCAAGAAGCUCUGGUGCAGGAGGUGAGCAGGGCCUUCGAGCAAGAUGACCUUCACAAGGCCAAAAGACUAUUGGGCAAAAUGAAAUACUUUGCGAACCUAGAGGAGAAGGUGAAGGAAAAGAAAACCCCUUCUUGAUCCCUCACUCUGUUUAGGACAAUCUGUGAUGCAGUUUGGCUUGUCGCUUCCUUGACACCAAGGAGCCAUUUGGAGACUGAGGGGGGCGGGCCGGUAGCAACCUGGUUCUCUGCUUGUGGGCCAGAAAGAGAAACGGCCUGUGAGGGAGACCACAAAUCAAAAUAAAGGCGCUCUGGGGAUCCA